Didymodactylos carnosus is the source of this 723-nucleotide messenger RNA. The record is from the annotation of a GenBank genome assembly. Lineage: Eukaryota; Metazoa; Rotifera; Eurotatoria; Philodinida; Philodinidae.
AUGGCGACAUUAUUUGAGAAUUGUAGUAAUGAAAUCUUCAUGCUUAUUUUUGAGUAUUUGGGUGUUUGUCGACUUCACAAUUCAUUUCGAAAUAUCAAUACGCGUUUAAAUAAGAUAUUAAACGAUAAACGACUUCAGUUAAUGUUCGAUUCUCGUAGAACACAAUUUAUCAAUCCAUUCGUUCGAGAUCAAAUUGUACCCAUGAUAUUAGACGAUAAUGGUAAACCGAUGUUUGUCAAUGAAAAAUUCAUUUCAGUGCAAUCUGUAACUCUGUAUCUUAAGGAUUACACAACUGAAUUUAUUUCAAAAUUAAAAAGUUUAACAACCAUAACACAGUUAAUAAUACAUACAGCUGGACAUCAUGCGAACGAUAUAAUUCAAAUGGUUCUAUGUCAUAAUAUGUUGCCACAAUUAAAAAUAUUAAUAGUAACAGAAUCUUGUUUGAUACGUAAUACCAGAUCUUCAACAGCAGCAAUAAAUAAUCUUGUUUAUUUAACAAUUACUUGUACGUGGCAUGAUUUAUCGGUUAUACUUGAACAUUCACCAGAAUUAAAAUAUAUAAACAUCUUUCUCCUCAGUGGAAAUAGAUUGACAAAGUUCAUCUUUCCAACAAUAAAAUAUCUCACUGUUAAUAUCAGUAGCACGUACUACAAUGAAUUAUUUCACAUGUUAAAAACCAUGCCUAAUUUAAAAAUUUUUGAAUUGAACAGGUCAUUCUUGUGA